AGGAGCACAUGGGGAAACCUCAAUGCUGUAGUUUGUGACAGAUGUCAAUCAGCCCUAUCCAAGAUGGCAGACGUGUGAAUUUUUGAGGUGCAAAUGUACUAACUUGAGGACUAACUGAUUUGGACCAAAUUUGGUACAGUUGUAGUGAGUGACACACAGGGAGACCUCAGUGGUGUAGUUUGUAACGAUGUCAUCCACCCCAAUCCAAGAUGGCAGAUGUGUGAACAUUUGAGGUGCAAGAGAGCUUCACCAAGCCCAGAUUCCCCCACCCCCACUUUCUUACCACCCAGCCUGAUAAGUUCUGAAGAACUCGAAAGCUAGUUAACUAGUUAAUAUUUUGUGACAUUUGGGUUUGUCCUCCUAAUAAUACCAGAUUGUGGCUUUUUCUUGAGGACCAACAGGGCUGCCUACUGUUAAAAACUGUGGUUGCACGAUUGUAAUACUUCGUCUGCCAACUGUUUGCAAAUCGGUCCUGAAGUAUAAUUUUGUUUCAAUAACAACAACAAAACCCAAAACGAUAACGACUGUAAAGGUUUAAGUACGACUACCGGUCGCAAAGCAUUUCGGUCAUUGUAGUUUACUCUAAAUUCUCCACUCUCCUCUUUCUGGGCUUUGACGUUUCACAUUUUUUGAGCCGACAGCGCCACCUCAUGGAACUUGUAGUUCCACAAGGAAGGAGUCCCGGGCGUAAACUCGGGUUACUAUGUGCGUGAAGAACUACAAGCCCCGGAACGCAACGCGCUCGCAGGCGCCGCCUGCUGGCUCUAUUGCAGGAAUGCUCUUACCGGCGAAGCGGUCUCCGAGCAAGUAAUGCAGGGAAGAGAGUGAAUACUUGGAGCAGGGUUGGCUGGCGUGUGUAUAAAAACUCCUAUCAGAUUUCCUGGCAAUCAGUUUAAUGGGAAAACAGUCACCACUGUUUGAGUGACGGCUCAUGUUAAAACGAGUUUCUCCGCAAGUUCACCAUAUUGUUGUCAUUUCUCACUGAGGUGCUCGAAUGAUGGUUCAGGCACAUCCCUAAACUGGGGAAGGUAAUUUUUGGAGGGCAAGCAGUAUGAAAGAAAAGUAUUCAACACUCCCGACCUGCACACUGAGGUCCUGGUUCUCCUGCCCGCCCGCCCACAGCUGCUAUUUUACAGUUUUAAAAAACUAAACUAGUUAUUUGUGUUUAUCAAGUAUAGUUUUGCACUGAGGGGUACAGAUGAGGAAGGAAAGGAUGGAAGGGGAGCUUCUGCUGCAGCUCCGUGUCUUUGACCUCAAUUGCUGGGCAAUUCGCUACCUGAGCAAAUUACGGCAGGAGCGCAUUGACUUGAUUGGCGAUGUUCUUAACAAAGAGGGAUUUGAUGUGGCGCUCUUUCAGGAGGUGUGGAGUGAGAGAGAUUAUUGGGCACUGAAAAAUAAGCUGUCUGCCCGCUACCCUUCUUCCCACUACUUCAAAAGUGGGGUGAUUGGCAGUGGGCUCUGCAUCUUCUCUAAACACCAGAUCCUGGACACCUUCCUGUACCAAUACUCUGUGAAUGGCUACCCCUACAUGCUCCAACACGGAGACUGGUUUGGUGGCAAAUCUGUGGGCCUUGUGGUGCUGAAGAUCCAGGGAGUUGUCUUCAACAUCUAUGCGACACAUCUCCAUGCAGAGUACUGUCGGGAGAAGGAUGCUUAUCUGCCUCAUCGAGUAGUUCAAGCGUGGGAACUUGGCCAGUUUAUACAGCACACUUCCAAAGGGGCUGAUGUGAUGCUGCUAGGUGGAGAUCUGAAUAUGCAUCCAGAAGAUGUUGGCAUUAGGCUGCUGCAAGCUUGGGCAGGGCUCCAGGACUCCUUCGUUGCUGCAGAGAAAGUUGAGGGCUGUGAGGACGGCUGUACUCUGGUGCCAGCCAACUGUUUCACAAACAAGAAGGAACUGCAGUGUUAUCCCCAGGGAAUUCGUAUUGACUACAUUUUUUAUAAGAGUUUGCCGCAGUACAAAGUAAGAUGCAACAGUCAUGUGACUACCACUGGAACAGCUCCCGGCAAGGACAUUCCUUACUCUGACCAUGAGGCUGUGACAGCCAUUCUGUCUUUGUAUAAAAGAGAAUCAGAUAAAGUUCUAAACCAUCCCACAGUUGAGCCAGGGCUGGUGGACAUCUUGAACGAAGCCCGGAUAGAGGUGAGGGUGGGACUGCAUUCAGCUGAGCGCCAACGAUACUCCUGUGGCCGCAUGGCUGUCCUGGCUCUGCUUCUGCUGCUCAUGCAAGGAGCCAUGGGCCUGAGUUCCAUGUUCGGCGGAGCCCUACAGCAGCCCUUCCCCAAGUUCUCCUUCAGCUUGCUUGGCCUCCUGGCUAUAGUGGUGUUGCUCUUCUCAGCUGUACUCUACCUCUUCCACACCAUUGAAGUGAAGAUGCUGCAAGGGACGGAGGAGCAAAUGCGGGUAGGGCUACAGACACUCCAGGACAAACUAAGCUCUGAAUGAGACUCUUGUUGCUGGAGCCUUGAUAGGGACCAAGAGCCCUUUGGUGAAGGUGGCAACAACAGCCAUCUGUGCUGCCCAGGUUUUCAUGCUUAGUCAUGUUGAAGUGCAUGGCAGUAAUUAGCAUUUGAUGCUGUACAGGUUUUACAGCUGUGUGUAGAGCAAUACAACUUUCUAUGAGUGGUUCUAUGUUGAAGAAAUUGUGGGAUAGGAGAUAUUGUACUGUAGCCAUUAGCUCUCCAGAAGGGAAUUUUGAAAGAGAAACAGUUGAACUAGAUGGAGCUCAGCUAUAACUGUUUAGAAACCAGCAUUUAUCUGAUUAAGCUGCCGUGUACAACAUAGGCCAAGGCUGCACAACUUCGGCCCUCCAGCUUUUUAGACUACAACUCCCAUUGCCCGUGACUAUUGGCCACUGUGGUUGGGGAUUAUGGGAGUUGGAGGUUAUGGGAGUUGCAGCUAGAGAACUGCAGUUGCGUACCCCUGACAUAAACUGAUUUGGACAGUUAAAUUAAUGCAAAAGCUGGCAUAAAGCAGAGGAGUUAAAAUAUACAUUGUUAUUAGUUGUAAACAGCUACUUGCUGAAUUCAGUACAUUCAUACUGAGUUCAGUACAGUCAGAUUAGUGAAGGUUUGAAUACCAGCCUCUGACCUUGCAUUUUUUCCACAGAUAAAAUCUUGUUUUUGUCUCAGUCAUUCUCUUAACAGUAAACUUGCUGCUCUUGGUAUAACUGGAAUUGCUAGGAAUCCUUUUAAUUUUUUUAAGAAGAUUGUCCUCCUUUGACACAGGAUUGUAAAAUAUGAUGAAUACUGUAUGUCAUUUCAAAAAUCACAGCUUGCGACCCUUAUUUCUGAAAUUCAGUACUGCAGCCCUAGAUAUAAUUAAGCAGAAAGUCAUAAUUGUCGAUGAAAUCUUGCUCUUGACAUUCAUUAUCAUUUAUGUGGUAUUUUAAUGUACAGUGUACUUUAUAAUCUUUGUUGUACUUCACAAGUGCUGCAAGGAUAUCAUUGUUGGUUUGUUCAUAUCUCAGUUUUAAAAUACAAUUUUACAAAGCAGCAUACAUUUAAAAGUGGGAAUAACCCACAAAAAUAUUAAAGUACAAAAUAAAAAAAUAGCAUCAAA
This is a messenger RNA of Hemicordylus capensis (graceful crag lizard), 3559 nucleotides long. It is a transcript of the gene SMPD2, whose product is annotated as sphingomyelin phosphodiesterase 2. The record is from RefSeq and is a predicted model, not a curated record. The transcript is spliced from 13 exons. Bases 1199 to 2443 code for a protein of 414 amino acids. Gene Ontology annotation, cellular component: cytoplasm. Gene Ontology annotation, molecular function: sphingomyelin phosphodiesterase activity. NCBI's taxonomy places the organism in Eukaryota, Metazoa, Chordata, Lepidosauria, Squamata, Cordylidae.